Molecule: messenger RNA, 945 nt
Organism: Gilbertella persicaria
Lineage: Eukaryota; Fungi; Mucoromycota; Mucoromycetes; Mucorales; Choanephoraceae
Product: Reticulon-domain-containing protein
Exons: 4
Coding region: 1-945 (314 amino acids)
Source: RefSeq, a predicted model, not a curated record
AUGGCUGACUCCUCUGUUCCUGUCAUUGAUACAGCUGCUACAAACAAGUUGGAAGAAUCACCUAUUCCUUCUGCUACUGCUCCUCCUACUGUCAAUGAGACACUUGAAAGCUCUAUUCCUGAAUCCAAGCCCGAGAAACCUGCUACCACUCUUGAUACCCCUCCACCUUCUGUAAAGCCUGUUACCGCACCAGCAACAACAACAACAGCAUCAACAGCAUCAAGCAAACCAUUCAGUUAUACUUCUCCUAACAUUAAAUUUGAAGAUGAUCCUUCUACCUAUUUAAAGACAAAGGUUGAAUCCCUAAUUUACUGGGAAUACCCCAAGAAGAGUGCCACUGUCUUGGUUGGAUUACUUGCUACUUUGGUAUUAACACAAUACUAUUCCCUCUUGCAAAUUGUUGCUGGUGUCUUUACCUUGGCUACUGGUCUCAACUGGGUAUUUGUCAACACACACAAGCAAGGUCAACGAUUUAUUGGUGGCAAGUCACCCGAGAACAUUGCUAAUCCUCACAGUGAGCGUCUUCAUAAGCAGGGAACUUAUAUUCCUCGUGAUCGCGUCUUACGUACUGCACAACUGACGAUUGAUGUUGUUGAAGUGAUUACACAACACAUUACAAAAUUGGUCUUGAUUGAAGACAAUUGGCGUUCAGCUGUUUCUUUGGUUGUCUCUUAUUUGGUCUGGACCAUUGCCAAGUUUGUCUCUACCAAGUAUAUUGUUGGCUUCUUUAUUGUCUCUGCCUUUGCAUUCCCUCGUCUUUACCUUCAACAUCAAGAUGUAAUUGAUGCUCAUGUUGCUCAACAGUCCAAAAAUGCCCGUGUCUUGGCUGAAAAGUACGGAGGUAUUGCUAAUGUCAAGGCUAGAGAAUUAACAGAACAAGCCAAGUCCUUUUUAUCCAAGAAGACAACCGCCUCUAUUCCUCAAGAAGCCAAAAAGACUGAAUAA